Molecule: messenger RNA, 1064 nt
Organism: Lindgomyces ingoldianus
Lineage: Eukaryota; Fungi; Ascomycota; Dothideomycetes; Pleosporales; Lindgomycetaceae
Product: class I glutamine amidotransferase-like protein
Exons: 4
Coding region: 72-893 (273 amino acids)
Source: RefSeq, a predicted model, not a curated record
GGAAGAUCAUGUAUAAAGACUUGUUCCUCACCGAGCGAAAGGCAGCACAAGUCAGUCAGUAGUCCCCAGCAAUGCUUCUCUCAUCCCCCCAUCAAGCGUCCUUUGUUUCGACUCUGCUGCUCUUCUUUUCCGCAUGCAGCAUUGCGAUCAACACCAACCGCACCAUCUCCAUCGGAUACAUCCUCUACCCCGGCUUUGAACUCCUCGACGUAUACGGCCCUCUCGAGCUCCUUUCUUCUGCAUCUUACCUCCACAACAUGACCCUAUCCCUCAUCUCUUUCACCACUGGCCCAGUAGCUUCUCGCCCUCCUGGCCACCUUAUGGAUCCAUCGAUGCCCCCGGUCGACACCAGCCACAUGAUUGGUCCGACAACGGUCGCCACGCACACGUUUGAGAACGCACCGCCACUGGACAUCAUCAUGGUCCCAGGAGGCAUGGGAAACGUCGCCCUCGAGCAAGAGAACAACACCGUCAUGGAAACCUUCAUUGCCCGCCGUUUCGAUCAUGCCUCAUAUGUCCUUUCCGUAUGCACAGGCACCGUGACACUAGCCCGCGCCGGCGUUCUCUCGGGCCGACGCGCAACGACGAACAAAUGGGCGUGGAGCUGGGUCACGGAUCCAGCCCAUGGAAAGAACAUCACCUGGGUGCCGAGCGCGCGGUGGGUUGAAGAUGGCAAGGUGUGGACGAGUUCGGGCGUUGCAGCUGGGUUGGACAUGAUGUAUGCUUUUUUGAAGCAUUUAUUUGGAGCUGAGGAACUGGAUUCGCUUUUGAAUCAGAUUGAGUAUGCGCCACAUGUGGAUCCACAUUGGGAUCCGUUUUCAGUGGUGCACAAUGUUCCGGGAGCGGACAGGAAUAGGUCAUUGGCGGACUGUGUUGUGCCAGCUGGCCACUGACGAUACAAAGAGUUGGCCAGGCUAGCAUUUCGGUCUGCACUGUAGAGAGAGGAAGCACAUCCACUAACAAAAGAUUAACUGCUAGAAAUGUUGACGGGGUAUACCGUUAAGCAGACUCUGGCUCCGUGCUCCGAAAAAAGCAACACACCCAAUGCACGCUCUUCGCACCAC